AUGGCCCAAAGCAAGUUAAUCUCUGCUUUUCUUUUCCUGGUUUUCAUUCUCUCCCAACAAAUUCAGUCCAUCGAGGGAAGGCAUUUGCGUGAAGGGAAGAAGAGUAAUGAAUCCCAAACCCUCCAAACUCAAACUAAAAUCUAUGAAACAGAAUCUAUCAUUCAUGGCGAUGUGUUGCAUGGUGAUGACAAAUCAAACGAAGAGAUUACUAGCGAGUCUACUCCUACACCACCAACCGUCAGAGAAUCUCAGCUGCCUCCUCCUCCCAAUCGUGGCGUCGAUGACUUCAGACCCACAGCUCCAGGUCACAGCCCUGGUGCUGGGCAUUCCAUUCAAAACUAA
Quercus robur (English oak) is the source of this 342-nucleotide messenger RNA. RefSeq names its product precursor of CEP3-like. The coding region runs from base 1 to 342 and encodes 113 amino acids. Gene Ontology annotation, molecular function: hormone activity. Lineage: Eukaryota; Viridiplantae; Streptophyta; Magnoliopsida; Fagales; Fagaceae. The record is from RefSeq and is a predicted model, not a curated record. The transcript has a single exon. Gene Ontology annotation, cellular component: extracellular region. Gene Ontology annotation, biological process: regulation of leaf morphogenesis; root development; nitrate import.